Messenger RNA from Laetiporus sulphureus 93-53, 1914 nucleotides. RefSeq names its product nuclear protein. Gene Ontology annotation, molecular function: peptidyl-proline dioxygenase activity; iron ion binding; L-ascorbic acid binding. The transcript is spliced from 4 exons. The coding region runs from base 1 to 1914 and encodes 637 amino acids. Gene Ontology annotation, biological process: regulation of translational termination; peptidyl-proline hydroxylation. The record is from RefSeq and is a predicted model, not a curated record. Lineage: Eukaryota; Fungi; Basidiomycota; Agaricomycetes; Polyporales; Laetiporaceae. Gene Ontology annotation, cellular component: cytoplasm.
AUGGCGCGCACCCAUGAACGUCCACAGAGCCCCGAGCCGCUCUCCGAUCCCGAGGCGGAACCCUCCCUCCUAAAACGCAUGAAAGUGAGCCACAUAUCCAACCCGGACGCGUUCGCGGAGCACUUUGCCACCGAUCUCUUCGCCCCGAGCAACAUUCACCGCCUGCACUCCGAGUACGACCAAUCGACACCGUACAAGCACGCCGUCGUCGAGAAGCUCGUCCAGGACGACCUUCUCCAGCGCGUCAAGGACGAGGCACUCGAGCAGCUCAGCUUCUCCGAGAAGGAGACAGACAUCUACAAGGUCAAGCAGACCGGCGACCUCGCCUCCCUCUCCUUCCUCACCGACGACCAGCGCGCCCUCCUCCCCAACCUCCUCACCUUCCGCGAUGCCCUCUACUCGCCAAAAUUCCGCGCCUUCGUGCGCGCCGUCACAGGCUGCGGGCCCCUCUCGGGCACCAAGCAGGACAUGUCCGUCGUCUCGUACUCUAAAUCGUGUCACCUCCUCAAUCAUGACGACGUGAUCGGCACCCGCCGCAUCUCGUACAUCCUCUAUAUGCCUCUCCCGCAUUACAUGGGCUGGCAGCCCGAGUGGGGCGGUGCGCUGGAGCUGUAUCCCACGAAGCUUGGCCCGGACGGUGUCCUGGAGCCCGAGUCGGUCCCUAGCAAAAGCAUUCCUCCGAGCUGGAACCAGUUUAUCUUCUUUGAGGUGAAACCCGGCAGUACCUUUCACUCUGUCGAGGAGGUCGUCGUCGGCGAGCGGGAAGACGGCCGUGAGCGCUUGAGCAUAUCUGGUUGGUUCCAUUCACCGCAGCCGGGCGAGGAGGGCUACCAGCCAGAGAGCAAUCCGCCUGAACUCAAGAGCUCGCGAGAGCAACUUGCAUUUUCCUCUACUGAAUUCAAAUCGUAUCCAGAGUCGUUGGAGCCACCACUACCUGACGAGCCGCUUUCAGAGACCGAUAAAUCUUUCUUGGAAGAGUAUCUCAAUCCCGUCUAUCUACAAGCACGAACGAUGAAGGCCCUCGCUUCUCGUUUCGUCGAAGAGUCCUCCCUCGAGCUUCACGAACUCCUCUGCACCCCGCUCGCAUCUAAGCUCGAGACGGGCCUUCGAAAUGAAGACGCUGCCGACGGGCUCGGCUUGGAGCGGCCUCAUCCCAUCCCGCCUCACACCGUGGGCACCGCGGGCGCGUGGACAAUCAAGGGGCCACCGCACAAGUGGAGGUAUUGCACGCUUGGGCACGAACGGAACGGUGCGAUCAGCAGAGCUGACCCGCGAUGGGCACAGAGCUCGCCGGACGAGAUCGUGCGCGCGCUGCAAGACGAGCUGUUCCCGAGCCCGUCGUUCCGCCGGUGGCUCGCGAUCAUCUCACGUUUGCUGCCGUUGCGGUACGCGGUGGAGGCGCGCCGCUUUAGGCCCGGCCUUGACUACACGCUCGCCACGGGAGAGACGAAGGACGCGAGGCUGGACGUCGUGAUCGGGCUCACGCCGCAGGUGAAGGGUGAGAAGGUACAAGAUGAAGAGGAGGACGAGGAGGACGAACUGCCCGGGUGGCAGAGUGGCGAAUGGGGUGGCUGGGAGUGCUACAUGGCUCCGCAUGAAGGGGAGGGUGACCCGGCUGUGUACGGAUCCAGUUCAGGUGCGACCAACGCGAAGGCGAGCGAGGUUGGCUCGAGUAGGAAGCAGUCGCCCAUGGGCGAGGGAUCGAGCCCGAUGCUGGAAGACGCAGAUGAGGAUGACGAAGAUAAUGGAACUCUUCUUACGGUGCAGCCCGGAUUUAACCGGUUGCUGCUCGUGCUACGGGACGAGGGCGUGAUGCACUUUGUCAAGUAUGUAUCUGCGGCGGCGCAGGGUUCGCGGUGGGAUGUAUGCGGGGAGUUCGAGAUCGGGAUGAUCGAAGAGGAGACGGAUGACUAA